Molecule: messenger RNA, 1994 nt
Organism: Rhipicephalus sanguineus (brown dog tick)
Lineage: Eukaryota; Metazoa; Arthropoda; Arachnida; Ixodida; Ixodidae
Product: Friend leukemia integration 1 transcription factor-like
Exons: 6
Coding region: 40-1938 (632 amino acids)
Biological process (GO): cell differentiation; regulation of transcription by RNA polymerase II
Cellular component (GO): nucleus
Molecular function (GO): DNA-binding transcription factor activity, RNA polymerase II-specific; sequence-specific DNA binding
Source: RefSeq, a predicted model, not a curated record
CACGGGAGAAUGACCCCAGCCUGAGUGCGUAUACAUCCAAUGUUCGUCGCGAAGAGCACUCUAAUCGAAUCGCGAGAAACUGCUGCGCGAGAGGCACCGCUCACCAUGCAGGACGCAAAUGUCGUAGGCACCAUACCCACACCCCCGUACGAAUACAGUGCCCACACCGGAGAGUACAACUGGGCCGACUUCCGGUUGCCUUCCUUGACGACGACGGCACUUCCGAAGCAGCCCAUGUUCGAGGAGGCCGAGCUGUUCCACUCCUUAUGUAACUCACUGCACUUUGCGGAAGACUUCAGGAGGACUGCGCAGACCUCGCUUCUAACUGAUACCCCGGUGACUUCGCCCGAACAGCCGCAGCGAGAAGCGCAGCAACGCUGCGGCACGACAGCCGCUUCGUUAGGACUCGUCGGCGACACGGCGGAAUGGUUCCAGCGCCGGACAGCGCGCGACCUGCCACUUCAGGGGCUCGUCGAAGAAACGCCGAGCUUGGUGCCCGGAGUGGGCGAGAAAUCGCGCCAGAAUUCUUCGUCGCCCAGCAUGUACGACGAAGUUGUUGGUCCCGCGGGGGCCACGGCGUCGUGCAGGCCCGAGACACCCGGAGAGAGGCGAACAUCGUCGGAGGCCUACUCGACGGAGGAGCACGACGAGUGGGCAAUAGAAGACGUUGCCGUCUCUGCCAAGGGCUGGCCUUCGGCUUCGUCACCAGCCGACGCGGCGGCGGCUGAUUCAGCUGCCGGACGUGAAUCAGCCGAGCGGCGCGGCCGGAACUCGGGGAGCCUGAGCGGCGUUUCCGAAGACGCCGCGAGCCAAGCGGCGCAGGUCGCCGCAGGCGUCAAUGGGACACCGGCGUCUCCUAAUGCUGUCGUACAAAACAUUUCUACGGCGUCGACGGAGAGCUUAUUGGGGACAGUGACUCUUGAAUGUGAAGAGGACGUCGAAUCCGAGACGGAGGAAGAGCAGGUGCUGCUGCCUUCAGACCCCUCCCAAUGGAACGGUAGCGACAUCUGCGUAUGGCUGAGCUGGCUGAGCGGCAAGUUCGGGCUUCCGGCGCUGGACGCCGCCAAGUUCCCGGACAACGGCGAAGCACUGUGCGCACUAACGCCCGAGCAAUUCCUCGAGAGGACCGACGCUCGCUCGGCCAAAAUACUCAACGACUUCUUGGCUUUAAGAAAGAAGGACCAGACGUCGUACUCGGAGGCCCUCCGCAAGUCCGGCUGGUCUGCGGGCUCUCCUACCAAUGGAGGCUACGAGCACCAGACUUCGGUCUCGUCCUGUUUCAGCGCUCAAUCGCUCACAGCCUCGAGCAAAGCUGACGCCCAGUCCCCCCAGAGGUCUUCGACACCUGACUCAUUUCAAAUGUUUCGAGCUGCUAGCGCAAGGUUCUCAUCACAAGGUACCGGACAGAUCCAGCUGUGGCAGUUUCUGCUCGAGCUCCUCUCGGACAGCAGCAACGCCAACUGCAUCACCUGGGAGGGACAGAACGGCGAGUUCAAGCUCAUCGACCCGGACGAAGUAGCCCGGCGCUGGGGCGAGCGCAAGAGCAAGCCGAACAUGAACUACGACAAGCUGAGCCGCGCGCUUCGCUACUACUACGACAAGAACAUCAUGACCAAAGUUCACGGCAAGCGCUACGCCUACAAGUUCGACUUCCACGGCCUGACACAGGCCCAGCAAGCGCCCACCCCGGAGUCGUCGGCCGCGUAUCGCCUGCAGACCGAGCUAUUGCUACCGCACUACCGGAGCAACUACAUCGGCGCCCACCAGCCUGCGCCGAUGGGGCUACCCCCAUCAGCCGCGGCCGCAGCAGCGGCUGUGCGUAGUCCCUACUGGACACCCAGCGCCACGGGAGCCUGCAACCUGUACCCAAACCUGUCGGGACACUCGCUCACGCACGCUGGACACAGAGCCAACGGCCUGAGUCACUACUACACAUGACUCUGGGGCGGAGACCGUAGCGGCGACCGCCUUGGGUCGCAUCACCAUUGAGACUG